AAGAGUCGGAUAGAGAGAGCCCAGCGCCAUCCGCCGCCUACUUCCCGCCUGCCGAAUCGCGAUCAGCCCCCGCACUGCUUCGUCCUGGCCCUUGCCAAUUGCUACCUUGAAUCUGAAGCCCGCCGGCACCCUCUCGUCCUCUGUGUGGCCACCAAGGCCUGCCGCACCCUGGAGUGGGCUUCAUCCGUCGCUCUGAUCAGUGGCUAUGCACAUGCUAUGUUCGAUGAAAUGCCUAGCAAGGUUGUCAUUGCCCUACAGAUGCACUUGCGGCUCUUGAUGCAGCUUCCUGUAUUCUAAGGAUUGGAGUUCUAACAUACAGACAAAUGGCAUCGAUCGUAUUCGGUCCAGGAAACAUGCAUGCCCUCUCUGUGCGGCUGAGAAUAUUAUCUGGGAGUUGGACAUUUCAGUAUGGUCCCUUUAUCUGUGGUGUGCAGCGGAGGUGGAAGAAGCCAGUAGAUUCAGCAAGAACACGUCUGGAGAGCAGAACAAGGGAUCAUAGGCUGGACAAGCUAAUGGUUCAACUGAGAAACUUGAAGCUGGCCCUGGUUGUACGUGAGUUGAUAUCUCAGCAGAGGAACGAAUAUGCUUCUCUCCAACUUCUUUCAAAGUGGAGACAUGAGGUCGGAUUGAACAUUGAGAUUGGCGCUUUCCUCAAGAAAUAUCCCCACAUUUUCCAGAUUUACGUGCACCCUGUGAAGAGAAACCAUUGCUGCAAGAUCACACAAAAGAUGACUGACUUGAUUGCAGAGGAAGAGGCCGUGAUCAGGGAGAAUGAGACCAACAUAGUUCAGCGGCUCAAGAAACUUCUCAUGCUCUCUACAAAUGGAACUCUGAAUAUGCACGCAUUGUGGCUAGUAAGAAGGGAGCUUGGGCUGCCUGAUGAUUACAGGUCUUCCAUGCUACCAAAGUAUCCACAUGAUUUAUAUCUUGAAUCCCCUGAUACUCUGUCACUUGUCUCUUGGGAUGACGAAUUAGCUGUAGCUAAGAUUGAAGAGUGGAGGAAGAAAGAGUACACUGAAAAAUGGCUAGCUGAAUCAGAGACAAAAUACGCUUUUCCAAUCAACUUCCCUACUGGAUUUAAGAUUGAGAAAGGCUUUAGGGAAAAACUCAAGAACUGGCAGAGGCUUCCCUACACCAAGCCUUAUGAGAAGAAUGAUUUGCAUCCGAUACACAAUGUGGAGCGGAUUGAGAAACGUAUUGUUGGUAUUCUUCAUGAACUGUUAAGCCUUACGGUAGAAAAGAUUAUACCACUCGAGAGACUAUCACAUUUCAGACGAGUUUUUGCUAUGGAAGUAAACUUGCGGGAGCUUCUUCUUAAGUACCCAGGAAUUUUCUACAUCUCGACCAAGGGAAGUGCACAGACAGUCAUUCUGAGGGAGAGUUACAGUAAAGGCUGCCUGGUUGAGCCUAAUCCUGUAUACAACGUUCGAAGGAAAAUACUAGAUCUGAUUUUGUCUGGAUGCCGUAACGUUAGUGAACCGGAAACUGCAGCUUUGUUUGCUGAGGAGUAUGAUCAGGCAAGCUUCCAUGAGUUGCAGCAGAACAUGUGCCAGGUGGAUACUGCAAAUACCGUACUUGAACUUGAAACUGACAGUGACUCCUAUAGGACGAAGUGUAUUACUGAGAAGCUCCCGUACCAACAUUUCUGUGCCUCACAAGAAAAGAGGGACUAAACGAUGAAAGACUUCAACAUGUAGGGAUAGUUUGGGCCUCUUGGUUACCGGACGUGGAUGGUGUCCACAGCAUCUUCAACCAUGUCCAAUCACAAUGCUGCAUCCUGAAAACCAAUUCAUGGACCUCCUCAAUCGGUGCCCAAACAGUAGCAACACUAUUCAGUCUCUUGGUAAUUUUUAGAUGGUUUUUGCACCAUCAUACAGUGACACUUCAGAUUGGUAUAUAGCUUCCACUUUGAACUUGGCACAUGAUGCCAUUGAUAUACAUCCAACUGCAAAUAUUUCCGUCCGGUUCAAGAAACACGAGAAUCUCCAGAUGCGGGUCUCCUGCAACCACUUCCCUGUUAAAACCGAUAGGAUCGUCAUAGCAUCGUGCCCUACUUGUAGUGGUUGUACAACAAGUGAGCAUUAGAAGAGCAGAGCUUCACUGAUCUCAGAAGCUAUCUAUAAGAAUAAUAAUGGCACUGCUAGGAGUAUUAGAGGAGCAUAGUUUUUGAAUCA
Messenger RNA from Panicum virgatum (switchgrass), 2174 nucleotides. RefSeq names its product protein ROOT PRIMORDIUM DEFECTIVE 1-like. The transcript has 2 exons. The record is from RefSeq and is a predicted model, not a curated record. The coding region runs from base 324 to 1673 and encodes 449 amino acids. Gene Ontology annotation, molecular function: RNA binding. NCBI's taxonomy places the organism in Eukaryota, Viridiplantae, Streptophyta, Magnoliopsida, Poales, Poaceae.